Nicotiana tabacum (common tobacco) is the source of this 730-nucleotide messenger RNA. The record is from RefSeq and is a predicted model, not a curated record. Lineage: Eukaryota; Viridiplantae; Streptophyta; Magnoliopsida; Solanales; Solanaceae.
UAAACAGGGGCACGAGGUUGAUUCUUUUGGUAUUGGAACACAUUUGGUUACCUGUUACGCACAGCCCGCUCUAGGUGUUGUUUUCAAGUUGGUUGAGAUAAAUAAUCAACCAAGGAUCAAACUUUCUGAAGAUGUUACAAAGGUCUCUAUUCCAUGUAAAAAGCGAUGUUUCAGAUUGUAUGGAAAGGAAGGCUACCCCCUUGUCGACAUAAUGGCCGGUGAAAAUGAACCACUUCCCAAGGUAGGUGAACGAAUUUUGUGCCGUCAUCCAUUUAGUGAAUCUAAAAGGGCAUAUGUUGUACCCCAGCGUGUUGAGGAGCUUUUAAAGUGUUUUUGGCCUGGAAGUUCAGAUAAAACACGAGAAGACCUACCUCCCUUGAGGGAGAUCAGGGAACGGUGUAUUAAACAACUGGAGCAAAUGCGACCGGAUCACAUGAGAAAGCUGAACCCAACACCAUACAAGGUUAGUGUGAGCGCAAAGUUGUAUGAUUUCAUCCAUUUCCUCUGGCUGAAUGAAGCACCUGUUGGGGAAUUGCAGUGAUCAGCAAAAGAAAGAAUAGCAUUUUUGAAAGAUUUUUUAUAGUGGAGUAUAGUUUGUUCAGAAAAGGAUCUUCCAAUAACAUGUACACCAUUUUCCUUUUUUUUUUCUUUUUCUUUUUCCAAGUGGAAUGUAUAAGAUCCCUUGGAUAUUUAAGAAGUGAAUAAACGUCAGUUUCUCUCUUUUCGUUUU